This is a messenger RNA of Microplitis demolitor, 838 nucleotides long. RefSeq lists its product as uncharacterized. The record is from RefSeq and is a predicted model, not a curated record. Bases 338 to 838 code for a protein of 166 amino acids. The transcript is spliced from 5 exons. Lineage: Eukaryota; Metazoa; Arthropoda; Insecta; Hymenoptera; Braconidae.
AACAAUUAAUAUUAAGUGCCAUUUAUAUACCGUAACUAUAUACUUAAAGAGAGUGAAUUUAUUGGUAGCAUUAAAUUGAAAUUCAAAUAGAAAAUUCAUUGGUAGCAGUUGCCGAAGGCUCAUGGAAUAAACAACAGUAACGUUUACGUAUGACGUAUGCAUGAAAGGGUAACUUUCUGUGAAACCCUGAACUAGUACGCAUGUGUGCGCAGCUAUACAUAUCUAUUUCUAAAUAAUUUAUGUUGGGUAAAAAAGUUUUCUUGUACGUUUCGUACGCACAAGGGUGUUGUGAGUAAAAUUCAAAAAAUAAAGUACGUUUACUAAGUACAGUUACAAAAUGGCUGUUGUUAAAGAUCAUCGAAUCAUUAACAGUUUUUGUGGAUGCAUAAAUUUGAAAACCGGGAUGCUUAUUAUGAGCACUAUCAGAAUUACAGGAGCUUUAUUAAACACAGUAUUGCCGAUCAAGAAUCAUCUUGAGAACUGCGACCCUAAAAUUCACACAACAUGUCGAGUUACUUCAUACAACGAGUUCAUUUCUGUCAUAACUAUCUGUAUUAUCGGAAUUAUACUUGUUUUAUUAGCGAUUCUUGCAUCAAUAGCGAACUGUCGGAAGUUACUAUUUCCUGUGAUGAUUUUUGACGCGAUUCAAAUGCUGGUGCUGCCGUUCAUCUCCUGGUUCAUUAUUAUCAAUUAUGAUAAUACUGAUUAUGGAAAUUUAUUGGAACCAAUAAUCGUCUAUAUUUAUCUUGCUAUCAUUAUUUUCUAUUGGAUAAUCGUUUACAGCCGCUCUCAAGAAAUCAAGACAGAUAAAAAAAAUCUACUAAUUGAAGACAAAUAA